AUGCAGGUUUUGACUGUCGUGAAUCCACAGCCAUUAUCUACUCCAAGCUGGAAGAUUGAGAGCAACUACUCAACCAGAGUGCUCACUGGGAACUGGGCGGAGGAGAGGAGGAAGUUCACCAGAGCCACUGAGACAACACCCCAGACUGUUUACAGGAAAGAGUAUGUCCCCUUCCCUGGCCACAGACCCGACCAGAUCUCCAGGUGGUAUGGGAAGAGAAGAGUGGAGGGGCUCCCGUACAAACACCUGAUCACCCACCACCAGGAGCCCCCACACCACCAUCUGAUCAGCACCUAUGACGACCACUACAACCGGCACAAUUACCACCCGGGCCUGCCCCCGCACCGCAGCUGGGGCAGACAUAAGUUGCUGUGGCUUCCAGAGAAAGCCGACAUCCCCCUUCUGGCGCCCCCUACAAACUAUGGACUCUAUGAACAGCUGAAGCAGCGGUGGCUCCCCCCCAAGGCCGGCCUGGGACAAAGCGUGUACACCGUGUCCUACCCGAGACCACCCCUGUGCACUCUGUCUGGGCGGGAGCACGCCAUCCCCGUCCCUCCCCCUCGCCUGCAGCCUGUCCCACGAUUCUGA
Messenger RNA from Molossus molossus (Pallas's mastiff bat), 588 nucleotides. It is a transcript of the gene CFAP107, whose product is annotated as chromosome unknown C1orf158 homolog. Bases 1 to 588 code for a protein of 195 amino acids. The transcript has 4 exons. Lineage: Eukaryota; Metazoa; Chordata; Mammalia; Chiroptera; Molossidae. The record is from RefSeq and is a predicted model, not a curated record.